Gordionus sp. m RMFG-2023 is the source of this 780-nucleotide messenger RNA. Its product is annotated as mid1-interacting protein 1-like. The record is from RefSeq and is a predicted model, not a curated record. Gene Ontology annotation, cellular component: cytosol. The coding region runs from base 117 to 755 and encodes 212 amino acids. Gene Ontology annotation, biological process: regulation of lipid biosynthetic process. The transcript has a single exon. NCBI's taxonomy places the organism in Eukaryota, Metazoa, Nematomorpha, Gordioida, Chordodea, Parachordodidae.
CAGUUGGAUAGUAGCAAGAACACGUGUUUUAUCCAAUAAAAUAAAAAUCAUACGAUUUUUCAAUUUUUAUUGACCUUUUAUUUGGUUUUUUAUUUCACUAUUUUUAUUUAAUUAAGAUGCCUAGCAUACUGCCACAUGAUAAUGAAAUGAUUUACACAAAUCUAUCUAGCUCUAAUAUUCAAAACGAUUUAGAUUCUAAUAUUCUAUAUAAAAAUUCCAACCACAAUAUACAACGAACUAAUAAUUCCUUAAUUGAAUCUACAUCGAAAUUUAUUGAUGCAAUAAAUUAUAUGAAGGAUACUAUAAUGCUUCCUAGUCGUUUAAAAGAUAUUCCUAAUAAUAUAACUCCAUCUUUAAUCAUUUCUGAAAAUAUGAAUGGCAAUCCAACCUCAGAAUCAAAAGAAAGCUUUAGAAAAAAUAAUGUAAAAGAAAUGAAUAAAGAUCCUUCACUUACCUUGUAUAGUAACUUUUUAUUGUUAAAUGAAAUUAGUAAGGAACUAAAGUUGCUUCCAGGUUCAGAUGAAUCAAAUGCUUUGCAAGACUUUUCAAAUGGAUUUUUGAGUGAACAAGAUUUAUAUGCUUACCAAGCCUCAUUAAUUUUUCGUAAACAACUUAAAACGAUAUUAGAAUCUCUAGAAAAACUAACUGAUUCUGCAUAUUAUCUUGCUCAAAAAUAUCAAGAAAAUAUAGGAGAUCAAAGUGAAUGUAUGCUGCCAACUUCCAGACGUAAAUGCAGCUUAAAAUCAUUAUUUUAAUAUUCUUUAUAAUUAAAAAUAGACA